Messenger RNA from Aureobasidium vineae, 2799 nucleotides. The record is from the annotation of a GenBank genome assembly. NCBI's taxonomy places the organism in Eukaryota, Fungi, Ascomycota, Dothideomycetes, Dothideales, Saccotheciaceae.
AUGUCGUCGCGGUCUCGAUUACGCUUGUCGCUGACGGUGGAUUCGUCCAACGCAGGCUCAGAAACGGAUGAGCAGCUCCUUCCGCAACGACCGUCAUUUCCCGGUGACAGAAAGGGCAGCUACCCCCAAGACACCGAGACGCAGCAACAACCGCACAACCUUCCCACCCUCUCCCACCGACUACGCCACGAUGCUUCCAUCCUCGCCCUCGCCCUCUCUGACAAUGCCGUCUUUGCCGGCACUCAGCGCGGCGAGAUCCUCGUCUACUCGCUCGACACAUACGACCGCAUCGCCCUGCUCGAAGCGCACAAGAGCAGCGUCCUCGACCUCUGCAUCUGCCCCGACGAAAACCUGCUCUUCUCCACCGCCGCCGACCGCAUCACAAACGUCUGGGACCUGGACACCUACCAACACGUCUACUCGCUAUACUCGCGCUACGAUACCGGCGAUGUCUUUUGCGUUGCUUACUCGUCUCUGCUGCGGACCGUCUACCUCGGCGCACAGAACACCAGUAUCCAGUGGUAUGACUUGAAAGAGAAGGAUCAUAGACCGAAGCCAAAGUUGAACGAUCAUCCGUCGUUAAGGGAAGAUCCCUUCUUUGACUCGCGGGGGCCUGGUGGUGUCAGGACUCCUAGACCGGCAGAUCAAGGUCUUCCUGCGAGGCAUGCUGCUGGAGGUGAUGUCUUGGAGAUUGAUCGGGACAAUAUCAAGCACUUUGCGCACUAUGGCUAUGUCUACUGUAUGAUGUUGGCAAAGGGUGUUGUGCCUGAUGCUCCCGGUGAUCAGGUCUUGAUUUCUGCUGGCGGAGACGGCGUCAUCAAUCUGUGGACCAUGGAUGCGAAUCGUGGAGGUGCUAUCGAUCUGCUCUACACGCUUGACGAUGGCAGGGAGGAAGGCCAGUCUAUCUUGUCCAUCGCCAUUGACGCUACCUUCCUUUACUCUGGUCGAACUGGUGGUGAGGUCAACGUCUGGGACUUGGAGACGAGACAGCUCGUUCGAAGCUUGAAGGCUCAUAGAGACGACGUCCUGUCAAUCUGUAUUGGCGGCGGCUAUAUGUUCUCGGCCGCCGUAACUGGUUAUGUCAGGAUUCUGACAUCGGCCUUCACAUAUCACAAGGGCAAACCUUUGUACGUGACUGGUGCCAAUGACAACACCGUCGCUGUUUGGGAUGUCAGCGAUUGCAUCAUGUCUCCCACUGCUGUCAAGAGGACCACAGACGAGCAAAUGCUUGACCAUCUCAAACGCUUCAUCGCCUACCGCACCGUCUCUUCUGAUCCCAAGUACAAGGGUGAUUGCCGUCGUGGCGCCUCAUACCUGCGACAAGUCUUCAAGAGCUUUGGUGCUGUCACUGAGAUGCUGCCAACCGAAGACGGCUCCAAUCCCGUCAUCUUCGCUCGCUUCAGAGGAAACCCAGCUACUGCAGCAACUAGGAANAAGAUUUUGUUCUACGGUCACUACGAUGUCGUGGCUGCCGACAACGAGCAAGGCAAGUGGGCUACUGAUCCUUUUGUCAUGGAGGGCUUGGACGGUUAUCUCUACGGAAGAGGCACUUCAGACAACAAGGGUCCGAUCAUGGCUGCCAUCUUCGCCUGCGCCGAACUCAUGUCUGAACGGGCCCUUGGCUCAGACGUCAUUUUCCUCAUCGAAGGUGAAGAAGAAAGUGGUUCGCGCGGAUUUGCAAAUGCCGUCAAACAGCACAANAAGAGCAUCGGAGAUGUCGACUGGAUCCUGCUUGCUAACAGUUAUUGGCUGGACGACUCGAUACCCUGCGUCACCUACGGUCUUCGCGGCGUUAUUCACGCUACUGUCCAAGUUGAAAGUGAUCACCCUGAUUUGCACAGUGGUGUUGACGGAAGUUCGCAGCUUGACGAGCCGUUGAAGGAUCUUGUCAUGUUGCUGUCUACCCUGACGGGCACUCAUGGCAAAGUCAAGAUUCCUAGCUUCUACGACCCUAUCCCAGAGUUGAGCAAGGAAGAAGAGAUCUUGUAUGAAGACAUCACACAAGCCUUGGUCGCCAGGAAUCCAGAUCUUGGUGAUCCACGCGACCUUGCGCUUUCCCUGAUGCGUCGCUGGCGAGAGGCUUCGUUGACAGUUCAUCGUUUCCAAACCUCUGGUCCCGCAAACGCAACCAUCAUCCCUAGACUCGCACAAGCAGCACUAUCACUUCGUCUGGUGCCAAACCAAGAAGCAGACACUGUCGGCGAAGCACUAACCAAAUACCUACAAUCAGAAUUCAACAAGCUCGGCUCACACAACCGCAUGACCGUCACCAUCGACCACCAAGCCGAACCCUGGCUCGGCGACUUUAACAACCAAAUCUUCCAAACCCUCGACAAAGCCAUCAUGGACGUCUGGGGCCCCAUCCCCGAAGUCCCUCAACAUCGCAGAAAGUCCUCGCUCGCUGUAAUCAAGGAAAACGCCCUCAAAGUCACCAUUCCCAAAAAGGAAGAAGUGCAAAACUCACACGCGUCCAAACCCUCACCCACCACAUCUUCCGUGCUCGCAAACGGCGGUCCCAAUACCUCUGCAUUAUCAGACAUCACCAAUGAUCCCAUAUCUCUACCUCUCCCACAGCUAUCUGCAAAGAAACCGCGUACCAAACCUCUGUAUAUUAGAGAAGGNGGUUCCAUUCCCGCAAUCAGGUUUUUGGAAAAGGAAUUUGGGGCGCCGGCUGCGCAUUUCCCCUGCGGCCAGGCCUCAGAUUCUGCACAUUUGGAUAACGAGAGAUUGAGAUUGACGAAUUUGUACAAGAGUAAGGAUAUCUUCAAGCGGGUGUUUGGGGAGUUGCCUAUGAAGUAG